CCCUUCAUGAACGUCGCCUUGCCCAUCUCGCUCGUAAAACCCUACGCGAAGAACCCUAAAAAUGCCCACUGCCCUAACUACCGGGCUUUGUUGCCCAUUUGGUGCCUUUUAAUUUUCUUGUGUGUGCGUUUUUUUCUCUUUGGGGGCUUAUGUAGGGCGCGGCGGGCCGUCCUCGAUCGCCUGGGAUCGAUCACCAUGGAUCAGAUGAAGAAGAAGCUGAUGCCGCUCAUCAACAUGCGGCCAGACAUGUCGAUUGAUGCCUCGGCGUCCUACAAGGUCACGGAUGGAGGGACCUUGAAUCUUCUGAGCAGAUCUUGUGGCGAGUAUAAUAUCAAUCAGCUGGGCCUCCAGAAGAAGAGCUCUGCCGGUGGAGACGACAAAGACGACAAGGAGAGAACUUAUCAAUGCGCGUCCAAUGAAAUGUGCGUUUUUGGAGCAAUUGGAUGGGGAGCUAGCAGCGUCGUUCGCAAGGCUAUUCAUAUUCCAACGCAUCGGAUUCUCGCCCUCAAGAAGAUCAACGUCUUUGAGAAGGAAAAACGUCAACAGUUGCUAAACGAGAUUCGGACACUGUGCGAAGCGCCCAUGGCGAAAGGCCUUGUAGAGUUUUACGGGGCGUUUUAUUCGCCUGAUAGCGGACAGAUUAGCAUAGCGUUGGAGUACAUGGAUGGCGGAUCACUUGCGGAUAUCGUGCGAAACAAGAAGUUCAUUCCUGAGCCGAUUCUGUCGGUCAUCACACGAAAAGUUUUACAGGGCUUGCAGUUUCUUCACGGAGUAAGACAUCUAGUUCACCGAGACAUUAAACCUGCAAACCUUCUAAUCAAUCUGAUAGGUGAGCCGAAAAUCACAGAUUUUGGGAUCAGUGCUGGCCUUGACAACUCCAUUGCCAUGUGUGCCACGUUUGUCGGCACGGUGACUUACAUGUCUCCAGAGAGAAUCAACAACGAGUGCUACUCGUACCCGGCGGAUAUCUGGAGUCUGGGACUUGCGUUGCUGGAGUGUGGUACUGGAGAGUUCCCUUACAACGCAAGCAAGGGCCCUGUGAAUCUGAUGCUUCAAGUAAUGUAUGAUCCGUCUCCAGCCCCGCCUGCGGACAGAUUCUCCUGCGAGUUUCGGUCGUUUGUGGAAGCAUGCCUACGAAAAGAUGCCGAUACAAGGCCAACAGCAGAACAGCUUUUACAACACCCAUUUAUUAAGAAGUACGAGAACGCAGAUGUUGACUUGGCUGGUUUUGUGCACAGUGUCUUCGAUCCAACUGAGCGGUUGAAAGACCUGUCUGAUAUGCUUACGGUCCAUUACUACAUGCUGUUUGACGGUCCUGACUCGCUAUGGCAUCACAUGAAGACUUUCUACCGCCAAAACUCGACUUUCUCGUUCGCGAACCAAACCGUCUGCGGUUUGGACCAAGUGUUCACGACACUGACGGACAUCCGCAACAUGCUGGCCGGGGAGCGAGCCGAGGAGAGGCUCGUCCACGUCGUGGAGAACUUGCAGUGCUGCGCGUACUCCAAGCGGGGCAUUGUGAUCCGGGUGUCCGGGGCCUUCGUGCUGGGGAGCCACUUCAUUCCGACCAGCGACGGCAUCCAAGUGGAAGGACUCCUGGCCAGUCCGUCCUUGGACGUCCAGAGGCGCCAGAUGGGAACGUUUAGCGAGCAGUUUGUGAUGGAGCCGGCCGAGCAGCAAGGCUCCUUUUUCAUCUCCAAGCAGGAGCUCUACAUCCAGCAAUAGUGAAGAAACUAUGGCUGCUACUACAAGCGCUACACAGGCGGGACAGGAAAACAAGCGCGAUCAAAUGAGCUCCAAUUCAAUCAGCCACAGGGCAUCUCACAGAUUUGGGAAGAAGUUCUUAGCGAGAAGCCACAGAGACGACGGUGACGAAGAGGUUUCUUUCAAGUUAUGGCAACGCGAUAGGAAGGAAAUAAUGCCGAGUUUUUUUUUUCUGUAAACUAUGUUGUAAAGUAUGGUGGAAUUUGUUUAUAUCUUAAACUUUGGAUUCUACUUAAUAUAAACUAAAGUAGUUGUUAGGGUUUU
This is a messenger RNA of Selaginella moellendorffii, 2028 nucleotides long. RefSeq names its product mitogen-activated protein kinase kinase 3. Gene Ontology annotation, biological process: MAPK cascade; protein phosphorylation. Bases 7 to 1725 code for a protein of 572 amino acids. The record is from RefSeq and is a predicted model, not a curated record. The transcript is spliced from 9 exons. Gene Ontology annotation, molecular function: ATP binding; MAP kinase kinase activity. NCBI's taxonomy places the organism in Eukaryota, Viridiplantae, Streptophyta, Lycopodiopsida, Selaginellales, Selaginellaceae.